UCAGCAUGAAGGUGGAUACCAACGUCAGCACCAGCCAGAUGGACCAGAACUGGACGCGCUACAUGGUGAUGUGCGAUCGGAAGGAUAUCCGCCAGUCGGUCAACUUUCAGGAGGAAAACGAAGUGCAGGCAACCUUGGUCGGUAACAAAACACUUGCCAAGCAGUACGAAAUACUGAACCCGGUCGACCGGGGUACGCAGAGCACGAGAUGGAUACUGAACACGCCGGUCUGGACAGUACACAACCGGUUGGUGCACACCGGCAUUACCCAUGUGGAGGGCGGUUGGCCCAAAGAUAUUGACUGCUGGCGGGACGAGGAGCUAAUGACGCGCUAUCGCCGAAAGCAGGAGAAAAGUGAAGCCUACGUGCAGCAAAUGCGAGGCCUUACAAGGACGAUAGAUCACGCAAUUAUGCAGAAUAAUGCUUGCAACAUCUAUCAGAAUUACUUCGAAGACAUCGAACAGCACGAACUGAUCGAACAGUUUACGUCGAAAACGGUACACGUGUACAAGGACUAUCUGGAAGAGAAGCGCUCCUGCACGUACAUCUGCUGGUCCGACGAAGGAAACCAUUUCGCUUCGGCACACUGCAACAUUGGACAGCGCCGUGGAACCAUUACCGAUUGCUACAUCUGGGACAUUGAGCACCCAAACAGUCCACUGCAGAAGCUGUUUCCCCCGUACCAGACGCGCUGUUUGGAGUACAAUUUUAAGGACCCAAACCAGAUGGCGGGUGGCCUGUUUUCCGGCCAGGUGGCCAUCUGGGAUAUACGGGCGUCCGGGACACCGGUGGAAACAACCCAACGCGAGGCGAGCCACAACGACGUUGUCACGCGCGUACUGUGGACCAGCUCCAAAACCACCAACGAAUUCCUGUCCGGCUCCACCGAUGGCCGCAUCCUGUGGUGGGAUUUGCGCAAUCUUACCGAACCGUAUGAUUAUCUGAACCUCGCACCGAAGGACGUUAGGGCGCGGGAGGAGGACCCGCGCCACUGUUUCGGUGUGUGCGCGGUAGAGUUUGAACCGACCAUGCCGAACAAGUAUACGGUCGGUACGGAGAAUGGUAUGAUUUACAGCUGCAGCCGGAAGUACAAAACCCCGGCAGACAAGAUACAGUCCACGAUCUAUGCACACACCGGGCCGAUCUACUCGGUCGAGCGGAAUCCACUGUUUAUCAAGAACUACAUCAGUGUCGGCGAUUGGCAGACGAAGAUCUGGACGGAAGACUGCAAGGAUAAUCCGAUCGUGUGGACGAAGGAGUACGCCGUGCAGCUGACCUGCGGCAUCUGGAGCCCUACCCGCUGCUCGCUGGUGUUUAUCUGCCGGAUGGACGGGGUGAUGGAUGCGUGGGAUGUGAUCCACCGGCUGGAUGGGCCGGUUCUGCGGCUAAAACUGUCCGACGCACCGCUCUGGUCGGUGCGGGUUCACAAGGCGGGCAAAUUGAUUGCGAACGGUACGGACAGUGGAGCCAUCUAUCUGACCGAAAUCUCCGACAAUUUGACGUUCAGUUCGGCCAACGACAAACCGGCCCUGUCCGGGAUGUUGGAGCGCGAGAUGCGUCGACAGCGAUUGCUCGAGGCAAAGAUUAAGGAGAUCAAGCUGAAGGAGAAGGAGCUCGAGCGGGAACGCAUGCGACGCCAGCUGCGCAUGGACAAUGCCAACUCGAUCGAGGAGGAAGAAAAGGAUCUCGUCGCGGAUGCGAUGCACCAGUUCUGGACGAAGAUCCUUGGUAGGAAGAGUUUGAAGAACACGCUGAAAGGUAUCCGGAUGCGGGAUACGGGCGUAACGUUGCUCGCCAAGGACAAGAAGCCGAAAAGGGAAAAGCGCUAA
This is a messenger RNA of Anopheles maculipalpis, 1829 nucleotides long. Its product is annotated as dynein intermediate chain 3, ciliary-like. Gene Ontology annotation, cellular component: outer dynein arm. Lineage: Eukaryota; Metazoa; Arthropoda; Insecta; Diptera; Culicidae. Gene Ontology annotation, molecular function: dynein light chain binding; dynein heavy chain binding. The coding region runs from base 6 to 1829 and encodes 607 amino acids. The record is from RefSeq and is a predicted model, not a curated record. The transcript is spliced from 3 exons. Gene Ontology annotation, biological process: outer dynein arm assembly; cilium movement.